Molecule: messenger RNA, 717 nt
Organism: Rotaria socialis
Lineage: Eukaryota; Metazoa; Rotifera; Eurotatoria; Philodinida; Philodinidae
Source: the annotation of a GenBank genome assembly
AUGAGCUCGACGGCCACUACAAUAGCAAUUCUUCCCAAUGAUACUGCCAAUUAUUCAAUUGUGGUUCCUAUUUCCGUUGGUUUCGCCAUUUUGGCUGUUAUAUGUAGUGCUCUCAUUUUGGUAACCAUAGUAUCCCAUCGACGCCGAAUGCAUACUGCUAAUCAUCUAUUAAUUGGAGAUAUUUGUGCUUGGUCGAUUUUUUGCUGUGCUGCUCAAUCAAAUCAUUUCAUUCUUAUCGGCAUUCAAUGGAUCCUCGCGAUUCUGGUGAGCUCACCGGCUAUUGUGACCACAGAUAUUUUCUUUCGUUAUCAUUCACACUGUUUGGUCACUGGAAUCUAUACCUAUUACACUUUCGUUGCCUACUAUUUUGUACCAACUCUGCUUUUUUUUGUCAUUUAUGCUUAUGUUUACUGUAGAGUACGACGCAGUUCUGCUCAAACUUCUGAAAGAACAGGUGGACGGCAGCAACAAAAUAGAGAUUUUAAAAUAUUCCGCAAUCUGAUGAUUUUAUUCAUAAUCUAUCUAUCAGGAGGAAUACCAACAACAAUCUUUAUUUUUACGUUUAUCGAUAUAUUCUAUUCGUUUGGUAUUAUCUUCGUCUCUUUUACAAUAUUUAUUGAAAAGUCAGCGACAUUUUUUCUUGAUCGAGAACUUUUCAAUGUAUUUAAAACACUUAUUCAUCGAAAAAGUACAAAUGUCUCACCAGCUACAACCUGA